UAACGGCGCUAACGGUGACCAGGCCGAACGGUGACAUCGUAUCUUUGCAUUUAAGAUCCAUUCAGUCGCAAAUAAGAUUAUUCUUUAUUAUUCCAAUCAUUAUUUCGGCGAUUUUAAACAAGUUUAAUACUUAGUUACAAAAGCAGUGCAUUUACAGCGCAUAAUUUGGACAUACAAGCUUGCAGUGUCGUUUUCACUGGGCAACAAAUACCUACAACAUUCCCAAUUUGGAUAGAGAAAACAAGCACUUGAAAAUUCCACUGUAUUCUCGAAAAGUCUCAGGAGGGUAAGAAGGACCGACAGUGCGUAGCAUAAUGCGUGUCACUGUGACUACCCCGGCGGACUAUACUUUUCCGCUGGAGGUUUCCGACGACAUGGAACUGGAGAAUUUUAAGGCUCUGUGCGAAAUUGAAAGUGGAUUUCCGUCCUCGGAGAUCGUCAUUUCGUUCAAUGGACAACCCCUGCUGGACGAUAAGAAGACGCUGACCCAGCUGGGUAUCCGGGAUGGGGACGUGGUGAUGCUGCAGCAUUUCAUGCAGGCCGCUCAGCAGGCUUCCCAAGCGGCUCGUGCCAGACAGCAGCAGACUGCUGCCGAACCAUCUCGUUUGGCCAGUUUGGAUUUUAGUUCAAUCCAAAUACCAGCGGCAGCUGGUUCCGGCAUCGCCAGCAGCAGCACUGCCAGUGGGAAUUCCGGACUUCUGAAUAACAAUCGACCCUCGCCUACCGUUGCUUCGGAAGAUGACCCGGCCGCUGUGCGGGAAAUGUUUCUCUCUAACCCGGAUCAGUUGGCACUGCUUAAGCAGAACAACCCGCGCUUGGCGGAGGCAUUGCUCUCGGGAAAUCUGGAAACAUUCGCAACGGUGCUGCGAAAGCAAAUUCAGGAACGCAUGGAAAAGCAGCAGCAACGGUUGAGAAUCCUGCAGGCUAGCCCGUUCGAUGCCGAAGCGCAACGGUUAAUUGCCGAGGAGAUCAAGCAGAAGAACAUAGAAGCUAACAUGGAAGCUGCGAUGGAGUACAAUCCGGAAACAUUUGGCACGGUUGUGAUGCUGUACAUCAAUUGUCGCGUCAACGGCCAUCCGGUGAAAGCAUUUAUCGAUUCGGGUGCUCAAGCGACCAUUAUGAGCGCCGCUGCGGCUGAACGGUGCAACAUUAUGCGCUUGGUGGACACCAGAUGGGCCGGCAUUGCAAAGGGCGUUGGUGUGCAGAAAAUUAUCGGCCGUAUCCACAUGGUACAGAUUCAGAUUGAGAACGAUUUCCUUACCUCAAGUUUCUCAGUACUGGAAGAACAACCGAUGGAUAUGCUUUUGGGACUGGACAUGCUGAAACGUCAUCAGUGUAACAUCGAUCUCAAGAAUAAUAUCCUAAAAAUUGGAACAACCGGUACCGAGACGCGAUUCUUGGCGGAAGGAGAGCUUCCAGAGUGUGCUCGACUGACGGGUAGUCCUGAGGAGGAACAGAAAGCUCUAGCUGAAUCGGCACGGAUAGCCGAGGAUUUGGCGCUGAAGGAAGCAGUUGUCAAAAGCCAACAAGAUCAAGAAAACUGUAACGAAGAGAACCAACCACCUGGAAGCAUUUCGCAGCUGAAGCGGCGUCGAUCCCCAUCAACCAGUGGCACCAGCAGUGGUAACAACAACACCGGCAGUGGCAACAGUAGCAACAAUUCGCCAACAUCGUCGGGCCAGCCACCGCAACAGGAGUCGCCGGAAGACGUUCCCCUGGUACUGCUGCCUACGGAUCGGUUCACCGAGAUGGACGUUGUCGAGCUGGAAUCGAUGGGCUUCAGCCGGCAGAUGGUCAUCAGCGAACUGAGAGCCGCCAACGGUGACAAGAGUAAGGCCACUUCCGGACUGUUUGCUAAGCUAGGAUAAGAGGGCCACGACAAGGACAUUUACAACUGCGCAUGGUUUGUUCCGUAGGCACUAGGAUAGUUGUACUUUCAUUUUCUAACAUUAGAAUCGAACAAUUUUGUACGACAAAUAUUGCAUCGGAUGUGGAAGAUGUUGGUCGUACUAUUUUUCUUUUUUACAACAAAAGGUGCAUUUCGUUUGGUUUGAAGAAUGGGUGAUUUUUUCUUUCUGGUAAGAAACAAACAUCAUAAAGCUUGCGUUUAACUCGCAGAGGAUUUCUUGAUCUAUGUACGUUCUUAUAAAAAUGGGAAAGGGUAGUUUCAAAAUAUUGAGUUCAGAUUUAUCUUAAGAAUUAACUAAUAGUGACUAGAAGCGAAAUUUGAAAUUAUCAGAUUAUUUACAAAGAAUGUGGCUGGAGUGAGGACGAUUUUGAAUUCAGAUCAUAAGGAAAGGCGACUUAAAGAAUGAAACGAAUAAAGUACAUUAAAAUCGAAAA
This is a messenger RNA of Armigeres subalbatus, 2343 nucleotides long. It is a transcript of the gene rngo, whose product is annotated as protein DDI1 homolog 2. Bases 315 to 1868 code for a protein of 517 amino acids. Gene Ontology annotation, biological process: proteolysis. The transcript is spliced from 6 exons. NCBI's taxonomy places the organism in Eukaryota, Metazoa, Arthropoda, Insecta, Diptera, Culicidae. Gene Ontology annotation, molecular function: protein binding; aspartic-type endopeptidase activity. The record is from RefSeq and is a predicted model, not a curated record.